AUGGACAACAACCAUAUUUUCAGCCAUUCUGGGCCUGAAAAUCUGACAACUGUUGACUGGACAAACCCACAUCGCAGAAGAUGUUUCAUUGCCAGCUUGGUUGAGGGAGUGUACCGUCUAGAACACGAUCGCCUGGGGAACCGCCAUCGCCGCCAUGGACCUGAUCAAGCUCAUCUUGCUCCACCACCCUGGAGAUGGUGGGACUUCUUCCAUGAACCUCAAGCUCAUCGUGUUCUCACAAAUCCUGACGGCUCCAUAUUCGGUGCCAUUUAUGAGUACAAGUAUCCACCUUCUUUCCCAAACCCAAACAUACCAAGAUAUGUCAUUGCCUUUCGGGGGGUAAUGAGGAAACUACCCACGAUAUUACCGGAACUCUUGUCAGUAGUCCGGUGCAUGCUUAACGAACUUAAACGGAGCUCCCGCUUUCAUCGUGCAAUGGACGCUGUUCAGCGGAUGGUUGAUAUUGCCGGAGCUGGAAAUGUGUGGCUGGCCGGACAUUCUCUGGGGUCAGCACUUGCAUUGCUUGUGGGAAAGAAAAUGGUGAUGGAGAAGGGUGUUCUUCUUGAAACAUAUCUUUUUAAUCCACCAUUCAUAGGUCUCCCCAUAGAGCUGAUCAUCAAAGAUGAGAAACUGAAGCGAGUGGUCCGCACUGGAUUCGCCUUCGGCAAGGCAGGACUCGCCCGUGUUGUAGGGGGCCAUCGCCAGCAUUCUCACGAGGCUUUUGCUGAGUUAUCUGACUGGUCUCCUCACCUAUUCGUGAACCAAGGUGAUCCAAUUUGUGCAGAGUAUAUCGGUUACUUUGGAAAUAGGAAGUUUAUGAAGCAGAUUGGGGCUGAAAAUAUUGAGAACACUGCAGGAAUGAGUUCCAUUACGAGUCUAGUCUCAAGUGCUGUGGCCGGAGGUGAUUCAGAAGCGUCCCACCUUCUUCCCUCUGCAUUUCUAACGGUUAAUAAGGGUUCAACGCCGGAUAACUUCGAGGGAGCUCAUGCAAUUGAUCAGUGGUGGGAUCCUAAUUGUAGGUGUGAACCCGUGCUGUAUAAUAAGUAUCAGAAUCACAUCCAUCCAAUGGCGCCGUAUUUGCCCAAUAAUUUCAUUGACACUCAAUGCAUGCCGUAUCAGAAUCACCUCCAUCCAACAGUGCAGGAUUGGCCGAAUAAUUUCACUAACCCUCCAGGCAUGCUGUAUCAAAAUUGCCUCUCAGUGCAGUAUUGGCCAAAUAAUUUCACCAACCCUCCAGGCAUGCUGUAUCAGUAUCAACCACCCUAUUAA
Messenger RNA from Corylus avellana, 1269 nucleotides. The record is from RefSeq and is a predicted model, not a curated record. Lineage: Eukaryota; Viridiplantae; Streptophyta; Magnoliopsida; Fagales; Betulaceae.